Punica granatum (pomegranate) is the source of this 2839-nucleotide messenger RNA. NCBI's taxonomy places the organism in Eukaryota, Viridiplantae, Streptophyta, Magnoliopsida, Myrtales, Lythraceae. The record is from RefSeq and is a predicted model, not a curated record.
AGCGCGCGUGGAGGCGCGUGGCCUUUUAUCCCCUCUGCACCUCUCCCUUCUGACAUCUCUCUCUUUCCUCUCUCUCUUAGAGGGUACAGAGCUGCCCGGAGAAGAUAAUUAGGACUGAGCAUUUGGUGGAGAAGAAGCAGCAAUCGGGUCGAGGCACUCUUCUCCGAUUCUCAUGCUUGUGAACCGAUCGCUCCUAUUAGGGUUUUUCGCGGCUGAGCUGUUCUGCAUGCGGUUCUCGUCAGAGAGCACGUCUGCAGAACAAUGGGCGCUGUGAUGACACUUUGCUGGUUUUUAUGCUAGCCAUAACCUGGAUAGCGGUGGCUCCCUUGACAAAAUUGUGAGCAGAUCUGUUUGAGCUGUCAUGUGGUAAUACUUUUCGACAUAUAAAUUAUGGCUCGAAAGAGUAAUCAGCAGAAGAAUGGAGUUGAUCAUUCCUUACCAAGGCACAAACUGAGAGGUGCUGAAACACCAGCAGGCUCGAGGGGAAAAUCUACUAAAGCAAAGGUUUAUCCAAAAGAUAACCUCCCUGACUGUGACCACACUGGUGAUCAGUUUACUGGUAUCAUGAAAGAAAAUCGUUGCGCUGUAGAUGCCAAUGGAAUAGGUAAAGGAACUGAGAAAAUUAUGAGGACAGAAAAGCAAGAGAUGGAUGGAAUUCGAGUUCCUGAGUGUCCAGGGGAUUGCUCUAGGGAGGGCAUCAGUGAUGCGUCUCCAACAGAAACUUGGGGUCGUACAGAAGAAAAUGAGACGAUAGCCAAUGGUUUCACUGGUCUUAAGAAUAGUUUCGAUCAUUUAAGCUAUGCAUUGAAGGGGCAUAUAGAUCAUUUGAUGGAAAAUGUUCAGUUUUCGGAUAAUGUUGUUGUCCAAACUGUGAGAAGAGCAGCUCCCUAUAUAAUGAAGUCCGCUGGAGAGUGGUUAGAGAAGCAAAGACCUUGGUUGAUUGAUGCAAAAACCAGCAUAUUAGGUUCUUGUGACUAUGCCAGACAGAAGAUUGAGCUAGCUUACCCUGUUGUUUUGAAGUGGCUCAUACAAUUUGGGAACAUAAUGCUUCUCCUGACAAUGAUUUGGCUGGAUUGCACUCUCAGAGGCAUCGAUUCUUUCCUCCGUAUGGGGACGACAUCCUUCUUUUCAUUUAUAUGGUGCGCAGUCUUCUCAGCAGUUGCGAUGGUAGGCAUGUCCAAGUUUCUUUUGGUCCUGGCUGUUGCUGUCUUGACGGGCUUGUUUGUCGGGAUUACCUUUGGGCUAAUGAUUCUCGCAAUUUGUGGGACCCUUGCCUUAUGGUUUUAUGGAAGCUUCUGGACAACAUCUCUUGCUAUUGUCCUUGGAGGUGUGGCAUUUGCAUUAAAACGGGAACGCCUCGCACUUCUAAUAGCCACUGUAUACUCUGUGUAUAGUGCUUGGACAUAUGUUGGGUUCCUUGGCCUUCUGUUAGGUCUAAAUUUAUCUUUUAUCUCCAGUGACGCGAUGAUAUACUUCUUGAGGAAUAAUGUGAAUCAGCCUAGAAGACCCAACAAGCCGUCAGACCAAGCUAGUGGAAAUCAAGGUCAAUCGGGUGUCUUCAAUGAUGAACAAGCAAAUGCUUCAUUUUCUGAAGCUGAACCUGGAAUUUCAUCUGACCGUAGCUCAGGAGCUCCUUCUACCAGUGGCUCAAAUUCUGACAUAACUUCAGAAGAUGAAGUUGUUCGCUUGUUGAACUGCUCCGAUUAUUACUCAGUAUUCGGCUUCUCCCGUUAUGAGGAUAUAGAUGCUUCUUCACUAAAGAGGGAAUAUAGAAAAAAGGCAAUGCUCGUACAUCCCGAUAAAAAUCAGGGCAAUGAGAAGGCGGCAGAAGCUUUUAAGAAACUUCAGAAUGCAUAUGAGGUUUUACUUGAUUCAUUGAAGCGAAAAGCUUACGAUGAUGAAUUAAGGAGGGAGGAGCUGUUGAACUACUUCCGUAGGUUUCAGAAUGCUUCUCAAAAGAAUGGAAGUCACGGUUUCUUUCCUUCUGGAUUUACUCACUCAGAGGGUGAGGGUGAAGAUUUCUGUGGAGAACCUAGGCGAAUAGCUUGCAAAAGGUGCAAUGGUUUCCAUAUCUGGUUACAAACAAAGAAACCAAAAUCUCAAGCAAGAUGGUGUCAGGACUGCAAAGAAUUCCAUCAAGCAAAGGAUGGAGAUGGGUGGUUAGAGCAAGCUUCGCAGCCUUUCCUUUUUGGGUUGCUGCAGAAGGUUAAUCAUCCCACUGCCUAUGUCUGUGCUGAAAGCAAAAUUUACAAUGCUACUGCGUGGUAUAUUUGUCAGGGAAUGAGAUGCCCGGCCAACACACACAAGCCGAGCUUUCAUGUCAACACUAGUGCGACUUUUAAACACAGCGCAGGAAAGGGAACUGGUUCGGGACAGAAGGGGGCCCGGGUGCCUCCCUCGAUGGAGGAGACCAUGACCGAGGAAGAAUUCUUCGAGUGGUUGCAGAACGCUGUGCAGGCGGGCGUUUUUGACAAUGUUAGCGGAAGCUCCUCUGCUGAUAGCCCGACAGGCAAAGGAGGGAACAGCUCCAAGAGCGCCAGCAGCGGUGCGCCCAGUAGCGGAGGCGGUGGCGCCAAGAAGAAGAAGAAGGGAAGGAAGCAGUGGUGAGUGAGACUGAGGAUACCUGUCGUUGAAGUUAGUCUUAUAAUGAACUUAUGAGCCUGACAUUGAAAAGUAGGCUUCCUUUUUUGAGUUGAGAAUCAUCCCGAGCAGAAAAUAUAUUGGCAUCACUGUAUUUUGGGCAGAAACCGAUAAAGAUCUCGGAGCCUGCCCUUUUCUUCUUAAGAGAUUGUAUAGCCGUUCGAUAAUGCAAAUCUUCAUCUCUCGUUGCGAUAAUCUA